Candida tropicalis MYA-3404 is the source of this 1458-nucleotide messenger RNA. RefSeq lists its product as uncharacterized. Gene Ontology annotation, molecular function: pyridoxal phosphate binding; carboxy-lyase activity. Gene Ontology annotation, cellular component: cytoplasm. The record is from RefSeq and is a predicted model, not a curated record. NCBI's taxonomy places the organism in Eukaryota, Fungi, Ascomycota, Pichiomycetes, Serinales, Debaryomycetaceae. The transcript has a single exon. Bases 1 to 1458 code for a protein of 485 amino acids. Gene Ontology annotation, biological process: carboxylic acid metabolic process.
AUGAAUACUGCUGAAGAGUUGGAUAAGUUAUUAACUGAAUUAAAGCCUCGUUUGCUUGCUUAUAUUGAUGAAGCAGAUCCAAAAUCAUCAAAUUAUAAUCCUCAAUCCUUGGGAACGUUCCAUGAACCUAAAUUUUUGAAACAAGAAUUCAUUCAAGAUGAUAAUUUAGAUGAGCCAUGUUCUGAAACUAAAUUGUUUGAAAUCAUUGAUAAAGUAUUAAAAUAUUCUGUUAAUACUUGGAAUCCUGGAUUUUUGGAUAAAUUAUAUGCUUCAAAUAAUCCAAUUGGUGUGAUUUCUGAUAUUUUAUUGAGUAUGUUAAAUACAAAUUCUCAUGUUUAUACUGUUUCUCCAGUAUUAUCAGUACUUGAAAAUUAUAUUGGUAAGAAAUAUGCUAGUUUAUUUUAUGAGAACGAAACCUGCGGUGGAUUGACUUUUAGUGGUGGGUCUUGGUCAAAUAUUACUAGUUUGCAAUUGGCUAGAUCUUUGAAAUAUCCAGAUACUAAAACUAAAGGUAAUGCUGGUUAUAAGUUUGCCAUAUAUAGUAGUAAGCAUUCUCAUUAUUCUGUUGAAAAAGCUGCUAUAUUGCUCGGCUUGGGUGCAGAAAAUGUCUUUAAAGUUAACGUUGAUGAAGAUGGUGUAAUGGAUGUUCAAGAAUUGGAAGCUAUCAUUGAAAAAACUAAAGCUGAUGGUUAUACUCCAUUAUAUGUUAAUGCUACUGCUGGUACCACUGUUUUUGGUUCAUAUGAUCCAUUUGUUGAAAUUAGCAAAAUUGCAAAGAAACACAACAUUCAUUUCCAUAUUGAUGGAUCUUGGGGAGGUAAUGUCAUAUUUUCUGAGAAAUAUAAGAAUAGAUUAAAUGGCUGUCAAUAUGCUGACUCCAUUACAGUUAAUCCUCAUAAAAUGUUAGGUAUUCCAAAUACUUGUUCAUUUUUAUUAUUACCAGAUGUAUCUAAUUUCCAAACUGCCAUGUCUUUGAAAGCUCCAUAUUUGUUCCAUGGUAGAGAACUGGGAGAUGAUGAAAAUUAUGAUCUUGCUGAUGGUACUAUGGGAUGUGGUAGAAGAAGUGAUGCAUUUAAAUUCUAUUUGGGUUGGUUAUAUUAUGGUAAAGAAGGUUUUGCAAAGAGAGUUGAUCACGCAUAUAAAAUAAUGGAAUAUUUUGUUGAUAAAAUCAAGAGCAACGAUGAUUUUAAAGUAGUUGGACCUCAAUCUCCACAAUGUCUUCAAGUUUGUUUCUAUUAUCAUCCUCCGAGUGUAUCAACUAGAGAUAAUACUGAAAUAACAAGAUUCAUAUCAAGAAAAUUACACAAGUUGGGUAAAUAUUUGGUUGAUUUUAGUCCGAAUCCAGUCGAUGAUUCUCAAGGAGAAUUCUUCCGGGUGGUUUUCAAUUCUCCUACUUUAACAAAUGAAAUUAUCGAUGAUUUAAUUAAUUCAAUCAUUGAAGUCGGUAAAGAAUUGUAA